Molecule: messenger RNA, 1204 nt
Organism: Periophthalmus magnuspinnatus
Lineage: Eukaryota; Metazoa; Chordata; Actinopteri; Gobiiformes; Gobiidae
Gene: vps26c
Product: VPS26 endosomal protein sorting factor C
Exons: 8
Coding region: 71-964 (297 amino acids)
Biological process (GO): intracellular protein transport
Cellular component (GO): endosome
Source: RefSeq, a predicted model, not a curated record
GCCGCUCAUGUGAUCGGUCACGUGCUUGUUGUUGUCACGUGACUGAGCGCCCUGUCUAUGGUGGUUAGAGAUGAGCGUCUCGGUGGACAUUAGGCUGAAGAGAGCCAAUAAAGUGUACAAUGAAGGGGAGGUCCUGAGUGGUGUGGUGGUGCUGCAAUGUAAGGAGCCCCUCCCUCACCAUGGCAUCCUCCUGAGCAUGGAGGGCCUGGUCAACCUGCAGCUUAGCUCCAAGAGCGUGGGCGUCUUUGAGGCCUUCUACAACUCCGUCAAGCCCAUCUCCCUCCUGAGCAGCAGCAUCGAGGUGGCUCGCUCGGGGAAGAUCCCUGGAGGAAAGACCGAGAUCCCAUUUGAAUUCCCGCUCCAGGCCAAAGGCAACAAGGUCCUGUACGAGACCUACCACGGGGUCUUUGUCAACAUACAGUAUACCCUGCGCUGUGAUGUAAAGCGCCCCCUCCUGGCCAAAGACCUGAGCCGCACCUGUGAGUUCAUCGUGCACUGUCAGCCUCAGAAAGCCAAAGUGUCUCCAUCUCCCGUUUCCUUCAGCAUCACCCCGGACACUUUGCAGAACAGCAGAGAGAGGGACACGCUGCCCAAGUUCCUGAUCCGAGGACAUCUGGAUGCCACGUGCUGUGUGGUCAGUCAGCCUCUGAGUGGAGAAGUGGUGGUGGAGCAUUCGGACAUACCCAUCAAGAGCAUAGAGUUGCAGCUGGUGCGGGUGGAGACCUGCGGAUGUGCGGAGGGCUAUGCCAGAGAUGCCACAGAGAUCCAGAACAUCCAGAUUGCAGAGGGCGACGUGUGCCACGGCCUGCCCAUCCCAGUCUACAUGGUAUUCCCCCGCCUCUUCACCUGCCCCACCCUGGAGACUACAAACUUCAAAGUUGAGUUUGAAGUGAACAUCGUCAUCGUGCUUCAGGAUGACCAUCUCAUCACAGAAAAUUUCCCACUCAAACUGUGCAGAGUCUGACUGGCUGGAUCAGUCAAGAUGGACUGAGAUGGGCAUGAGGAGACACAGGAGGACAGUUCAGCAGUGGGCCCAGGAGGACUCACUACAAUUCUGACCUCCAACCAUUCCACUCCUAGUUUAGGGUUUGUACAGAAAAAAACAAGAGUCAAUAAUAGAACUUUUAGCUAUGUAUUUUUGUGUUUUUAAUAAACAAUGUAAAAUGAAGUACAAGAAUGUUAAAAUAAAGAAGAACUAUUAUUG